Messenger RNA from Rhodamnia argentea, 1052 nucleotides. RefSeq lists its product as uncharacterized. Bases 173 to 793 code for a protein of 206 amino acids. The transcript has 4 exons. NCBI's taxonomy places the organism in Eukaryota, Viridiplantae, Streptophyta, Magnoliopsida, Myrtales, Myrtaceae. The record is from RefSeq and is a predicted model, not a curated record.
CGACCUUUUCUGCCCAAUCCCAUCCUCGUGCCGCACCUAGACACCCUCUCAUGUCCUAGAGCUAGAGAGAGAAAGUUAGAGAGAGAGAGGGGGGGCCCCAAGGUGUGGAGUUUGUGACGGACCCAACUCUCAAAAGGGUCAUUCCAGAGAGAGAGAGAGAGGGGAGAGGGGGAUGGAUGUGAGGAGGAUAGUGGUGGUGGUGGAGGACGUGGCGGCGGCGAGGACGGCGCUACAGUGGGCUCUCCACAACCUGCUCCGCUGCGGCGAUGUGAUCACCCUCCUCCACGUCUACUCCGCCGCCAAUUCCAGGAGCCGGAAGAAGCUGAGGCUCCUCCGCCUCCGGGGCUACCAGCUGGCCCUCUCCUUCAAGGACGUCUGCAGCGGCUUCCCCAACACCAACAUAGAGAUUGUGGUCGCGGAGGGCGAUCAAGAGGGCGCGAAGAUCGCGUCGAUGGUGAGGGAGAUGGGCGCGUCGGCGCUCGUCGUCGGCCUCCACGAUCAGAGCUUCCUCUACAAGUUGGCCAUGACCCACGACAACUUUGCAAGCAGCUUCAACUGCAGAGUUCUAGCAAUCAGGCAACCGCCUCCUUCCCCAUUCAGUAGCACCAAAACUCAUGUGACUACACCGGACGCUUCGUCGGUCAACUUGGACUUUUCGCAGGUCGAUAUGACCCCGUUGGACCUACCCGAUAUCCAUCCGCCUAAAAUCCCUUACCGGAUAUGCCCGAAUCCUUCGGCGAUCAUCUGGAGAUCGAGGAAACCGAGGAGAAGACGAGGCGGUUCUUCGAGAUGACCCCAUCAAAGCUGGGUGAACCCAUUGACACACAGAUCUCUCUCUCUCUCUUUUUCUUUUCUCUUUUUUCCUUAUUCAUUGGAGAGUUGGGAUGGACUGGGAUUUAGUUGUGGUCCAUGGUAUGAUCCUUCUCUCAACUCACUCUCACAGAUGACACAACACCCUCAGAUUAUAGAAAGGCUGAAAAUAGAUGAAGAUUGACAGCACAGCCCUACUGUUUUGAGUUCAACAAUCGCAAGCUUUUCGAUUCAUUAGCUCA